AUGGCUAACAGUACCCCCAGUUCACGUCAUAUCAUUGAAGAACUUGGGUUUUCCCCAAGCGAACACCAAUACCUGCUUCGACUGUUUGGCUCGUCCGAUCCAUUUGCUGGGCUUCCCGGUGCAGAUAUUCAGGAUAGCCACAGUCACAUUGAAUCCUUUCAAGUCGAUUCAGCGGAUCUUUCUCGCCGAGUUGCUUCCGUCGGACUUAGGCAAGAUAUUUCUCCCGAACGCACUAACCAGCCUGAUAUCUCAUCGCCCCAUGCUCACACCAGUGGCUCUCGCCAAGGCUUAGAAGGCAGGAACCUAGUCCACUACGCAGAAGAGUGGAUCUCUCUCAUAGCUGUAGACUCGGAAUCCCUGCUCCGUGAGUUAUCUCAACAGCUUGUUUCGGGCGACGAGACUUCCCGCUCCGCAUCCCCUGAGCUUCCCCAAUAUCCGAAAACAUCGGAGAACUUCACACUAUCCAGGCCUGCGGAGGUAUCAGGUUCAUCGGUCUAUGACAGCGAAUCAGGUGAGGCACCCGACUCUCCUCCUGAGUGCAACGAAUCCCCUCGAACCCAAGGCGACAACGAAGCCUCCCAGGAUCCAAGAGCUUUAAACAGCUCUGGAACAUUUGAGGAACUACUUGAAUCCUUUCCAAGUCCUCCCAGCCGCGAUCAAACAGGCAGACCCCUUCCCCUUUCCCACAUACAUUCUGAAACGGAACAAGUGCUACCCGAGGACAGUGCCCCAGCUAAUACAUCGACUUUCGCCAGCAGUCAGAUUCAUUCAGUGACUAGUCUCAACCGGCCUUCAAGAUUCUCCGAAGAUUUGAGUGACAGUGAUCACGUCGUAGAGCAGGAUUGCUCCAGUGUUUGUGCCAACCCUGACACAUCAUCGGUCCUCGACAUCAGUAGGCUAGUCAAUACCCCACUCAGCUCCCCUAGAAGCUCCCCUCAGUCCUCGCUCGGCACCUCGAGAGCCGUCUACAACCUAGACUUUUCCCUUCGACACCGUCCCCAGCUUCCCAGAGCCUCAGCGAGGGAUCUUCUCUCUUUCAAUCCCCCCGAAGGGCCACGAGGCAAGACUCAAGACUCCCCUCAGACACAGGAACGGCGAACUCGGUACAAUCUUUUCCCCGCAACCCCGCCAGCCCGGCCAAUCAGCUGCAUAAUCAGAAGCCAGGACUCCUACGUCACUCUUCUUGAAGGCCCUUUGCCUAAAACACCUCCUCGGUUCUACCGGCAGAACCCUCUCUGCAAAUUCCCUCGUGUAUCUCUGAGCUCUUUAACGGCAAGAAGAAGGAGUGCAUCAAAACACAAGACGUUUGUGAAACGCUUUGUAGGAAAACUCAGGCUUGGCCUGCGUCUGUCCUCAUCCAAACGUUAA
This is a messenger RNA of Penicillium paradoxum, 1368 nucleotides long. RefSeq lists its product as uncharacterized. NCBI's taxonomy places the organism in Eukaryota, Fungi, Ascomycota, Eurotiomycetes, Eurotiales, Aspergillaceae. The transcript is spliced from 2 exons. The record is from RefSeq and is a predicted model, not a curated record. Bases 1 to 1368 code for a protein of 455 amino acids.